UGUCAAACUAAACGAUUUCCGCGUUAUAGGCCAAAAUGGCUUUCAGAAGAAAUGUUGAAGAAGACAAAGUAGUUCAAAUACUUAGAGAUUUAGCCAAAUUACCAGCUAACAGACAAUGUUUUGAUUGUAACCAAAGAGGACCGACAUAUGUAAAUGUAACAAUAGGGUCAUUUGUUUGCACUUUAUGCUGCGGAAUAUUACGAGGAUUAAAUCCACCUCAUCGAGUAAAAUCCAUCACAAUGACCAGUUUCACUUCUGAAGAAAUUGACCUUAUAAAACAAAGAGGAAAUGAGUGUGUAUGUGUUUGAAGUAUUGCAGGCAUAUAUGGCUUGGAGCUUAUGAUCCUACAACAAAUAUGGAACUUGAAAGAAGGAUUG
Molecule: messenger RNA, 377 nt
Organism: Limulus polyphemus (Atlantic horseshoe crab)
Lineage: Eukaryota; Metazoa; Arthropoda; Merostomata; Xiphosura; Limulidae
Gene: drongo
Product: arf-GAP domain and FG repeat-containing protein 1-like
Exons: 3
Coding region: 36-308 (90 amino acids)
Molecular function (GO): GTPase activator activity
Source: RefSeq, a predicted model, not a curated record